Messenger RNA from Pieris napi, 2350 nucleotides. RefSeq names its product phosphatidylinositol glycan anchor biosynthesis class U protein (gene PIG-U). The coding region runs from base 176 to 1465 and encodes 429 amino acids. Gene Ontology annotation, biological process: protein localization to cell surface; attachment of GPI anchor to protein. Lineage: Eukaryota; Metazoa; Arthropoda; Insecta; Lepidoptera; Pieridae. The record is from RefSeq and is a predicted model, not a curated record. Gene Ontology annotation, cellular component: membrane; GPI-anchor transamidase complex. The transcript has 3 exons.
AUGUCAGCUUGUUUUGACGGUUGAGUGUCAAUUGUCAACCAAGAAAAUAGUAAAGCCGGAUUGUUGAUUUUUAUCAAUAGUGAUUAAAAAUAAUUUAGAAAUAUAUAGUACAGUAAAUACUUAAUGUUGGCACAAAUUUGAUAUUCCAAAUGUAAUAAGCAUUUAAAUAUCGAUAAUGGCUUUAGUCUUAAAAUAUGUGGUGGCUGCACUAGUGAGGUAUUGGCUUAUUCAUUCAGAUUAUUGGCAAACACUAUCAAACAGAGUUGAAAUAGCCACACCUCUAAACUCAUGGAAAAGGCUAGUAGAAGGCAUUUACUUAUUUGAACAUAACAUAGAUCCCUAUGAUGGUGACUCCUUUCAUGAAUCCCCUUUAUUACUUAUAUCCUUCUACAGUCUUCUGAAGUAUGCACCAUACCUAUUACCAGGAGUUUUUACAUUAAUUGAUAUAUUAACAGCAUACUUUUUGUAUAAAACAGCAAAGAUAUUUGUCAGAAUUUUGAAGAGUAAUCAGGAAAAGAAUAUAGAAGUAAUCUCCGAUGAGUCAAAGGCAAUGAUGUUGACAAAUUUACAGUUGGAAGAAGUGCCAGAAUAUGUUCUGUCAGUGUAUUUAUUUAAUCCAUAUUCAGUCUUAAAUUGUGUUGGAAUGACGACUACUGUAGUCCAGAACUUAUUAUUAGCUGUCUCACUGUGGGGAUCUGUUGCUGGACAUAGAUUAGUGGCAUGUAUUUUCAUUGCUCUAGCCACACAUCAAGCUCUCUAUCCUAUAACUUUGAUUGUGCCUAUAUCAAUAUUACUUGCUGAUGUUAACAAAGGUUGCAAAAAGUGCUCAUACAUAAGAACUCUCUUAGUCUUUAUAUUGUGUUGGGGUUUUUUGAUUUUAACAUCUGCCUAUAUAAUGAAUGGUUCAUAUUCUUAUAUCUAUAAUACAUAUGGGUUUAUAUUAAAUGUUCCUGAUCUCAAACCAAAUAUAGGAUUAUUCUGGUAUUUUUUCACUGAAAUGUUUGAACACUUUAGAUUACUUUUUGUAUGUGCAUUUCAAAUAAAUGCACUGAUUUUGUAUGUAGUGCCACUGACAUUGAGGUUUAAGAAUGAACCUGUUUUAUUAGCAACAGUCCUUAUUGCUCUGUCAACAAUAUUUAGAUCAUAUCCAUGUGUGGGUGAUGUUGGUUUCUACUUAGCUCUUUUACCUAUGUGGAAGCAUUUAUUUACUUUUAUGCAGCAGAAGUUUAUUGCUGGUUGUGCAUUUAUUAUUACAUCAGUAUUAGGACCAACAGUUUGGCAUUUAUGGAUAUAUUCAGGAUCAGCUAAUGCAAACUUCUUUUUUGGUGUAACAUUAUCAUUUGCAACUGCACAAAUAUUUCUCAUAACAGACUUGAUGUUUGCAUACUUAAAAAGAGAAUUUACACUAAAACAUGGCUCAUCUCGUCAAGUAGAUGGUAAACCGGCGAAGUUGGUUCUAAGAUAAAGAUAAGCCAACUUUAUUUCACAUAUUAUUUUUACAUUUAAGCUUUACACUGAGCCUUCAAAUAAUUUUCCUUAUAACCAAUAUGUUCGAAAAUGUUAUGGAAUAAAAUGCCAUUAAGUUGUGAUGAGGGCUACAGUGCUGAUUUUAAUAAGAACUUGAAAAUGCAGCUAUAAUAGUGUGUAAAAUAUAAUUAGAAGAAAUUUUUUUUUCAUGAUGAAUAUCAAUGAACUGUAUUAUUUAUUUGUUGUAGAUUUACCAACAAUUUGCAUUUUAAAAAUAAAGCAUAAUAACUGUAAAGAUUUUUUAUGUUCAAAAGUACAAUAACUAUUACUCAAUCAUCAUGUAAUAUGACCAUUUUAACUUAUGUUUGAUACAUUAGCAGUAUGUUAUUACACGUUUUUUUUUAUUUAGGCGUACUUUUAUUAAAAUGUGAUUCAGAAUUCGUACAAUCACCUUAUAUAAAUUCGUUCGUACUAUUUUCUAAAAUUCUUAAACAGUUAAAGAAUUGAAUUUAUAAAUGUUCAUGUAAUUGGAAUUAUUUAAUUUAACAAAGCGCCACCUAUUGUUCGCCAUUCCACAGGUCCUCUAAAGUGAAUAACUUUGUUAACCGUGAACCAUUAAAAAAUAGAUAAUAAUUUCAUAGUUUGUAUUUCUAUAACGAUUUUCAAAAUACCAGGUUACCAUUGUCAAGGAAUUGAUUAAAUUAUGUGUUUUUGUAUUAAAAAACUACAGUACAUUCCGCAAUGAACAAAUAUUUUUAAUGUAUUAAAGUAAUAGUUAAAAUAUAUGAGAUUAGUUUUAAAACUCUUGUUAAAUGUACUAUCACAAUUAUACCAAAAAGUUUGUAGUAAAUACGGUUUGUAUGAAAUAAAUAUUUUUACAGAU